Molecule: messenger RNA, 795 nt
Organism: Penicillium soppii
Lineage: Eukaryota; Fungi; Ascomycota; Eurotiomycetes; Eurotiales; Aspergillaceae
Exons: 2
Coding region: 1-795 (264 amino acids)
Molecular function (GO): catalytic activity
Source: RefSeq, a predicted model, not a curated record
AUGAGCAUCCGAAGGUCACGGCCGGUUGACAUGGAACUGACCACGCGAUACAUUCAAAACUCCUUGAAGCUCGAAUCUGCUCAGAUGUUGAGAAUCAAGGAGUGCGCCGCAAAGCAUAAGAUCGUUGUAAUACUGGGCUUCUCCGAGAACGUCAACGACUCGUUGUAUAUCUCACAAGCCAUCAUUGACGCAGACGGCGAAAUUCGUGUCACCCGCAAGAAAGUCAAGGCAACUCACAUGGAGCGAACUAUCUUCGGGGACUCAUUCGGCGAUUGUCUCGAUAGCGUCGCCGAUACAGCUUACCACACCUACUCGCAGCGGGAACAGAUUCAUGUCGCUGCUUGGCCCCCACUAUUUGGUGACGAAGACGGCAAGGGUCUCUAUUCACUGUCGCGUAGCGGUCGGACUCACUCCAGCAUGACACUUGGAAGCAGCAAAAAGCUAAUUAAACUACUAGGCACCGCGGCAGUUGCGCAAACGUACGCCAUUGAGUCGCAGUCAUUUGUGCUUCACACCACUGCCCUUAUAAGUCAGCCUGGUAUCGACUUGAUGAAGUCUCAGGGCGGUUUAAUGGGUAUCCCCGGAGGUGGAUGCUCUGCAAUUUUCGGGCCUGAUGGGCGCAAACUGACGGUUGAUAUACCUGACACGGAAGAGAGGAUGUUGUAUCAUCAUUUGGAUCUGAGUGAAGUUCUUAAAUCUCGGGCAUUUGUGGACGUGUGCGGUCACUAUAGUCGGCCAGAUAUGUUGUGGCUUGGGGUGGAUAAUGAGGUCAAACGUCAUGUCAUCAAUAGAUAG